AUGUCCUCAGCACUCAAACAAACGCUCUUCCUUCUGGUUAUCACAUUGGCACCAUGCGUGUCCGGGGCAUUAAAGUCAUUAUCUGCCAGCCAUGACUCCCAAAAUUCACGAAGACAUAGAACAUCAGAAUCUUUCAUAGGAACACCUAUAACGCUAGGUAACGCUUGGGCUGCAACUGUAACAUUAUCCAGAAGACAGACAACGUUCAAACAAGGCCCAACGCCAGUUUCACCCACAACAGCUUCAAAGGUUGCGCUGUCAGAACCAAAUUUGAAAUCAGAACUAGUUAAUCCAAGCAAGUGGACAUGUACUUUCUACAAUGGUGUAUACACAUGUGUUUUUUCGCCUACACCUGAAGCUGUCUCUACCACACCUCGCUCCCCAAAGACUGUAUCCACCACACCAACUACCAAUAUGCCAGACUCUACACCAACUACCAAUAUGCCAGACUCUACACCAACUACCAAUAUGCCCGACUCUACACCAACUACCAAUAUUCCAGACUCUACACCAACUACCAAUAUGCCCGACUCUACACCAACUACCAAUAUGCCCGACUCUACACCGACUACCAAUAUGCCCGACUCUACACCAACUACCAAUAUGCCCGACUCUACACCAACUACCAAUAUGCCCGACUCUACACCAACUACCAAUAUGCAAAACUCUACACCAACUACCAAUAUGCCCGACUCUUCACCAACUACCAAUAUUCCAGACUCUACACCAACUACCAAUAUGCUCGACUCUACACCAACUACCAAUAUGCCCGACUCUACACCGACUACCAAUAUGCCAGACUCUACACCAACUACCAAUAUGCCAGACUCGACACCAUUUACCAAUAUGCCAAACUCUACACCAACUACCAAUAUGCCCGACUCUACACCAACUACCAAUAUGCCAGACUCUACACCAGCUACCAAUAUGCCCGACUCUACACCAACUACCAAUAUGCCAGACUCUACAUCAACUACCAAUAUGCCAGACUCUACACCAACUACCAAUAUGCCAGACUCUACACCAACUACCAAUAUGCCAGACUCUACACCAACUACCAAUAUGCCAGACUCUACACCAACUACCAAUAUGCCAGACUCUACACCAACUACCAAUAUGCCCGACUCUACACCGACUACCAAUAUGCCCGACUUUACACCAACUACCAAUAUGCCAGACUCUACACCGACUACCAAUAUGCCCGACUCUACACCAACUACCAAUAUGCCAGACUCUACAUCAACUACCAAUAUGCCAGACUCUACACCAAUUACCAAAAUGCCAGACUCUACACCAACUACCAAUAUGCCCGACUCUACACCAACUACCAAUAAGCCAGACUCUACACCAACUACCAAUAUGCCAGACUCUACACCAACUACCAAUAUACCAGACUCUACACCAACUACCAAUAUGCCCGACUCUACACCAACUACCAAUAUGCCCGACUCUACACCAACUACCAAUAUGCGAAACUCUACACCGACUACCAAUAUGCCCGACUCUACACCAACUACCAAUAUGCCAGACUCUACACCAACUACCAAUAUGCCCGACUCUACACCAAUUACCAAAAUGCCAGACUCUACACCAACUACCAAUAUGCCAGACUCUACACCAACUACCAAUAUGCCAGACUCUACACCAACUACCAAUAUGCCAGACUCUACACCAACUACCAAUGUGCCAGACUCUACACCAACUACCAAUAUGCGAGACUCUACACCAACUACCAAUAUGCCAGACUCUACACCAACUACCAAUAUGCCAGACUCUACAUUAACUACCUAUAUGCCCGACUCUACACCAACUACCAAUAUGCCAGACUCUACACCAACUACCAAUAUGCCAGACUCUACACCAAAUACCAAUAUGCCAGACUCUACACCAACUACCAAUAUGCCCGACUCUACACCAACUACCAAUAUGCCAGACUCUACACCAACUACCAAUAUGCCAGACUCUACACCAAAUACCAUCAUGUCAAACUUCACCACUUCAACUACCACUAUGUCAAGCAAAUGGUGGUGUAGAAUCUAUUAUGAUCCACGUAAUUGUGUAAUUGUUACUACCCCUAAAGCUAUUUCCACCACACCUACUACCACUAUAUCACACUCCACAACACCCACUACACCUAUGUCAGAAUCCACCACACACACUACCCCUAAAGCCGUCUUCACAAGUACUUCAACAUUUGCUCACUCAACUACUGACCCGUCAACAUCGAAUCCACCGUCAGCGUCAACAACAACAGUGAAUGAGAUUUCCAGUUCCUCUCAAAAGCCUGCAAGCACGAGAUGGUGCGAGAAUGAAACUAUAAACUUCAGAAACUGUUCCAACAUAAACCUUCUCAAGGCUAGGCAGCUGGGAGAGAGUCUGACAGUCUCAAACCAAAGCGACGAAAAUAUAACCGCCAUUGUUAGACAGAUGGCAGCACUCUAUGACCUCAGUCUGCAGAACAACUCCAAAAUCUCAGCCCCUGAGAUCGCCUCUAUCAUCGGAGACUUUGAGAUUAUUGGGAAAACCUUGGCAAGCUCUAAUGCUGACGUAAGCAAUGAGACGCUCGAGAUGUUUGCUGAGGUCUCCAGCAGACUCACAUCGGCUGACAGCGAGGCUUGGAAGGACGAACCUGGCCUGGUAAAAACGGCAACUUUCCUUCACUCGAUGGAGCAAAUAGUCAAAUCCAGCCUCAGGAGCUUCAACGGGACAAGUUCAGUCAUAGAGAAAUACCCAUCUCUAGUUAUCUGCCGUUUCCGAGGUCGAGGCAACAUUACUUUUCCAUGGACUAACGUUAACUCCAGCUUGGUAGCAGAAUCAGAAGUCCAGAUAUACCUACCUCUGGGCGAUAGAGAAGAUGACAAAAAUCAACUGUAUUCUGUAAUCAUCUACAACCAGCUGGCACAGAAAAUUAAUUUGAAUCCACAAGUUCAAAACAAGUUUGAACAGGGACACCUUCUGGGCAAGAGCAUAACUUCGCCCAUCAUUUCAGUCUCAAUCCUUCAUACUCCCACCCAGAGGCCAAUAGAAUUAACCUUUUCACAUAAAAAAAAUUUUUCAAGACCGUCAUGUGGUUUUUUAAAAACUGAAAAUCAACUUGGUCUCUGGUCAACCAGUGGGUGUGUUGUAAAAAGUGAAAACAUGACCCACGUGGUGUGUUUCUGUCAGCAUCUAACCAACUUUGGUCUCUUAUUGAGUCUUAGAGGCUAUAAUGAAGAAAUAUUUGCUUUAAGUCUGAUUUCGAUGAUUGGAUGUUCUCUAUCAAUGCUGGGUCUGGCUCUCACUCUUAUAGUCUUCAGUUUGGUUUGGAGGCAGGUGAAAGAUGAUCGGACUGUUCUUCAUGUGAACCUUAGUGUUUGUCUAUUUAUAGGAUACACACUAUUUUUGACUGGAAUGGAUAAAACAGACCAUGAGGUUGGAUGCACAAUUGUGGCUGUCUGCCUCCACUAUUUCUUCUUGUCAGCAAUUUUCUUAAUGUUAGCUGAAGGUCUCAACAUAGUCAGACUUAUCAUCAUUGUAUUCACUAGUAGCUCAAAGUCAUUUGUGCGCUACCUUUUGUUAAUCUCUUAUGGCAUACCUAUGGUGAUUGUUGCCAUAUCUUUGGCAAUCACAAAAGCACAAGGCUAUGGAGGUAGAUCCAGCUGCUGGUUGUCUGUGGAAACUGGUCUGAUCUGGUCUUUUGGAGCUCCAGUUCUGCUGGUUAUCCUAGUGAAUGGAGUGAUUCUUGUAGUGGCAAUCAGAAAAAUUCAAAAUUCACAGAUAAUCCGGAAUCUUUCAACCCAGCAACGCAUAAAAUCCAUUCUUCGUGCAUUUGGUGUGCUCACACCAUUACUGGGGCUAACAUGGUUGUUUGGUAUUUUUUCAAUCAACAGCCAAACUAUUGCCUUUCAAUAUAUUUUUGCAUUAUUAAAUUCCACCCAGGGCAUCUUUAUCUUUGUGUUCCAUUGCCUGCUCCAGAAAAAGACAAGAGAUGCUUUGAAACUGUGGUGGAAAAGACAAUUUCCUGGAGAGUUGGGAGCACCAAAGAAGACACAAGAGACAAGUGUAGUGGAUGUUCAGUUAGUGAAUUAUAUCUCCAAAGGAAGCUUUGUGUUCUCUGAGACCCAAGAAAGCCCACUGACAACAAAAAUGUCUGACCACAACCCCCAGCUGUCAGCCCAACUUUAAGACAACAGAGAGGUGAACAUUUCAUCUACAUUCAUAUGAUCUGAUGGUUGCAUCAUACCAACAAGACCUGAUGGUUGCUUCAUUGCUUCAUACAAACAAGACCUGAUGGUUGCUUCAUUGCUUCUUUGAAGAUGUUAGUUUCGACAUUUUAAACAUUGAAUUCAAAUUUUCAAAAAUGUUAUUUAUCAUUUCUUUAGCUAGUGCAUUUAAAAUGAGUUUUGUAAGAUUUAAAAUACAUUUGGAAAACAGGGCUUUAGAGAUCAGCAUGUUUCUCUCAGCAGUCUUCUGUAAAAUACUCUUUAUUAAUUUUUUUUGUCAGAAGUCUACAAUAAAAUAGCUUUGUUUAUUUUUUUUUUGGUUAGCAGUCUUCUAUAGUCAACUUAGUCAGUCUAGAUUUAUGGCUUUGGUCAGCAGUCUUCUAUAGUCAACUUAGGUCUAGAUUUAUGG
Physella acuta is the source of this 4611-nucleotide messenger RNA. Its product is annotated as mucin-17. NCBI's taxonomy places the organism in Eukaryota, Metazoa, Mollusca, Gastropoda, Physidae. Gene Ontology annotation, molecular function: G protein-coupled receptor activity. Gene Ontology annotation, cellular component: plasma membrane. The record is from RefSeq and is a predicted model, not a curated record. Gene Ontology annotation, biological process: cell surface receptor signaling pathway; G protein-coupled receptor signaling pathway.